AAAGGCAAGGCGCAUGCGCAGUCCGGGGGGGUCGCCCUGGCAUCCUUUUCCCCCUGAGGAGCUGGAGGGAGAGCUGGGCGCGGCACUGUGAGGCGAGCGGAAGCGCUCGGGAAGGGGGCCUCGGGGGCCUUGGCUUCUUCCUCUCCGCUGAGGGGAUGAGGGACCGCCUGGCGGAACUAGCAGCGGGUACCCAAAAUGAAGAAGCGACUGUUAUUGUUGAAAAUGACCAUUAUAUGGAAGACUUCUUCCAAGAGGUUGAGGAAAUCCGAAAGUACAUGACCAAAAUAGCAGGUGUUGUGGAAGAAGUGAAGAAGAAACACAGCAUUAUCCUCUCUGCCACACAUCCUAAAGACAAAUUAAAGGAAGAACUUGAAGAACUGAACAAAGAAAUCAGGAAAGCAGCAAAUACCGUUCAUUCGAAAUUGAAAGCCAUAGAACAAAGUUUAAUUCGGGAUGGAAAUGCUAAUUGUACAUCAGCUGAUGUCAGAAUACGAAAAUCACAGCACGCUGUGUUGACCUGGAAGUUUGUGGAGGUUAUGACAACAUAUAAUACAACUCAGACAGUUUUUCGGGAACGCACAAAGGAUCAGAUACGGCGCCAAUUAGAAAUAACUGGAAAAACCACAACUGAUGAAGAACUGGAAGACAUGCUGGAAAGUGGGAAUCUUUCUAUUUUCACUUCUGAUAUCAUUUUGGACACCAAAAUUACUAGAGAAGCUCUUGAUGAAAUUGAGUCACGUCAUAACGAUAUUAUAAAACUGGAAUCCAGUAUACAGGAGCUUCAUAAAAUGUUCAUGGACAUGGCAAUGCUUGUUGAAGUUCAGGGUGAAAUGGUGAACAGCAUAGAGAAAAAUGUUAUGAAUGCAGUUGAUUAUGUCGAGCAUGCAAAAGAAGAGACCAAAAAAGCUGUUAAAUAUCAAAGUAAAGCUCGCAGGAAAUUGAUCCUUAUAAUAAUUUGUGUAUCUGUCUUGAUUGUCAUCCUUGGAAUUGUCCUAGCAGCAACCUUCUUGGAGUGACCAGCAUUUUCCAAGCGUUUGGGGUCUUCUAAAUGGCACCUUGCAGGGAAAGCCAGUGUCCUAGUUCUGACAAAGACGUCUUCUCUUUUCAUUGGAUUUUCUUUUCCAGGACUGCCUAAUAACUAUCUAUUUAAAUAGGUAAUAGCACUUAAUGCCUGAUACCUUUAAAUCUGAAUUAAAACUGUAACAGGUGUUGCUUUGUUUCUUCCAAAGACGUUUUUAAAAAACGGGUAAGCUUAAACCACGUGGACUUACUUUCAAGGCUGCCUUUUAAAAAGUUUGCACUGUUUUGGAUAUGAAUUCUAACUUUUGAUGCAUCAGUGUUACCAGUGUAGAAUUAGAGAAAAUUAAUUGCCCAGAAAUAUUGAGCUUUUGCUAUUUGACUUUGUUUUCUGUUGUUAAUUUAAUUAAUGUCACAAUCUUGUUUUUACAGUUUCAAACAGUUGCAUUUUCUUAAUAACCAUUUGACUUCUAGAUUUCUAGACUGUAUGGAUGUAAGCUUCAUUUGAAACCAUUGAGUUUACUUUUCAAGCCACUUCUACACUGGUAUAUAAUCCAGAUUAUCAAAGCAGAUAACCCAGAAUAUCGAGGCAGAAAAUCCCACAAUAUCUGCUUUGAAAUGAAUUAUCGGAGUCCACACUGUCAUAUAUUCCACUUCAAAGCGGAUAAUGUGGGAUUUUAUUCGGCUGUGUGGAAGGGCCCCCACAUUAUCCGCUUUGAACUGGAUUAUAUGAGUCUACACUGCCAUAUAAUCCACUUCAAAGCAGAUAAUCUGGAUUUUGUAUGGCAGUGUAGAAGGGACCUAAGUUAGUGUGAUUAAAACUGCAAUAUGAA
This is a messenger RNA of Anolis sagrei ordinatus, 1850 nucleotides long. RefSeq names its product syntaxin 2 (gene STX2). Gene Ontology annotation, biological process: exocytosis; synaptic vesicle fusion to presynaptic active zone membrane; intracellular protein transport. Gene Ontology annotation, molecular function: SNAP receptor activity; SNARE binding. Gene Ontology annotation, cellular component: plasma membrane; synaptic vesicle; SNARE complex. NCBI's taxonomy places the organism in Eukaryota, Metazoa, Chordata, Lepidosauria, Squamata, Anolidae. The record is from RefSeq and is a predicted model, not a curated record.